Messenger RNA from Acaulospora morrowiae, 162 nucleotides. Lineage: Eukaryota; Fungi; Glomeromycota; Glomeromycetes; Diversisporales; Acaulosporaceae. The record is from the annotation of a GenBank genome assembly.
AUGAGCAUUCUAUUACUCCCUGCCGUUGCCAGGAAUCGAACCUGGGCUAGCGCGGCCACAACGCGAUGUACUGCCACUAUACGACAACGGCCUGAAUCACUUUCCGUCUCUCAAAGACCUCCUCAUUGGACACUAAGACACACGACGAGUUUCGAAUUUUAA